Orbicella faveolata is the source of this 9794-nucleotide messenger RNA. Its product is annotated as dopamine receptor D5-like. Gene Ontology annotation, biological process: chemical synaptic transmission; G protein-coupled receptor signaling pathway, coupled to cyclic nucleotide second messenger. NCBI's taxonomy places the organism in Eukaryota, Metazoa, Cnidaria, Anthozoa, Scleractinia, Merulinidae. The record is from RefSeq and is a predicted model, not a curated record. Gene Ontology annotation, cellular component: plasma membrane; dendrite. Gene Ontology annotation, molecular function: G protein-coupled serotonin receptor activity; neurotransmitter receptor activity.
UUCACUCUUUCUAGAAUAGAAACCCUCCUGAGUUUUCUGUCAUACGCCUUGGUGGCUUUAAUACCCUUUAAUUUGCUUGGCGAUUUCAGAGCUUUUUGGAUUAAGUAUGCAAAUAUUAUGAAGUUUCCUAAGAAGUUCAAGAGUACAUAUAUAUUCUAAGUUGUAGAAUAGGUUAUAAAUACGUUAUAGUAUAAUAGUGAAUAUAUGAAAGAUCAUAUAUAUGUUAUAGUUAAGCUAUAGGGAUUUUGAAUGUACUGUAGUUUAAAAUUUCAAGGUGCAUGUUUUAUAGCAAAAGAGACUGAUACAAAUUGUACUGUUCUCUUCCCGAUGAUCAUAAAAUUACUCGAAACCUUCGCAUUCAACGUCGAUCGAAACACUUCCUAAUUCGCUGAAUGAGUCAAAUGGUAAAUUCGUAUUGUUGUUUCUAUAUGCAUGUAUUCGUGUAUCAUGCAAGCUUGCUUUUGUCAAUGAAGACUCUCGCAUGUACAGAAAACUCCCACUAAGAAAGACAUCACAGGUGUUAUCGGUAUUAGAAGUUGAACUUUGCUAAUGAGACGGCUGCUCUGGUGCCUAAUAGGACUCUGCAAUAUCAGUAAGGAUAGAAUUCAUCAAAUGUUUUGUCUCUGGGAACCAAGUAAACCGCGGUCAUUGCAAGAAGUGUAGGUUUACAAUGGAGUGCCUGUAAAGUGUGACUUAAGUGAAGUCUCUUUCAAGUAUCUUUCGAAAAGAAAUUCAUACCAUGAAAGGUCGGCAUCUUUCACGACUUUUGGCUGUUGUCUCGAGAGUUACAAGUAGCUAAGAGCGGCGAAGGAACCGAAGCGGAAAAGGACCAAUACCAACUGUAGCAGCCGGGUUAUAUGUCAUCUAAAAACAACCGCUAAUCGCCUCGUUCAUUUCAAAUUGUGCUGAGUAAUGCUCCCUACGGUAGGGUCAUUUUAUACGUUCGAAACUCUUCCGUGUAGGAGUUGUUCGGACAAAAGGCUGGAACUCGACACAACAUAUGGAAACAAAGAGCCACCAGUGAUAACAGGAAUUUGUCUGUGCUAUUAUGUAAAAUCGUGUUCGUGUUAGAACUCAACCAUGACUAAAAUUAUCAAUAACACCACGAAAAUUUAUUUAUCGUUAUUAAGAAUUCAACAUGUACAAGUUAUUAAAGUUAUGGAAAGUCGAGAUUGUGACAAACAAGACUAUUCACAGAAAGGCGCGUUUUCUAGUUUGUACCUUCCCUUAAAAAAUACGAUACGUAGAUUUUGCAAGAAAUCUUUGAAUGCUAUUUAUUCUUUUGAGUAAAUGGAGUGUUCAGGCAGUUUAAUUCAGUUUUUUUCUGAAAGAACUAGGCGUAUGAAUGGAAUAAGCAGCUUUCUUGACGUGCAAUUCAAGCGAAGCAUCGUGAUAUUCAUCGGUUAUGCUUAAGAGUACCACGCGCUUUCAUUAGGAUGUUUUGUUGGACUUCUUUAUAAGUGCAUUCACUUGGCGGUUUUCCUUCGACAUGACAAAAAUAAUGGGUCAUUCAAGCCUCAAAACAAUCCUUCAAGAAAGUUAAUAACACUUAAAUGUGGGCGGUUGAAAAUCGCUGAAUCAUUUCUCGUAAAGGAGACUCGACAAUUUUGGUCACGGUAAAUGAGUUUGAAGAGUUGUUUUGAUGAAAUGGUUCCGACUAUAUUUCGAGAAUUCUUGUCCAAAUUUUGGAUUUUAGAAAAACUUCUUAGGAUUCUUCGUACCACCUUUUUACCUCUAAUGACUGAAGACACAAAUGCACUCAUUCUCCAAGGCGACAGGUUUUGUUGAUGUUUUUCUUGUGAGUAACGUAUUUGCAUAAUUGAUAUCACACGACAACAUAGGUCAAAUAUGAAGGUGCGCUGAUACCGAGAGACAGUGCUUGAUAUUAUGUUUAUAACCACUAUGGUAUAAAUAGCGUGACUAUCGCCUGAAAAAAAAGAGACUGACAACAAAGUUCCUUCAGCAUAGAAUCUAAGUUCCUAUGUCUAAAUUGCACAAAAAUGUCUCAAUACUUUUUAUCCAUCUUUUUAUUAGUGAAACUCGAGGGAGAAGAACAUAAAAUUUUGCCCUAUUUAUGUUUUUAUAUACUGGAAUCGUUACGAUCUUCGUUCUUCUAUAAGUUCUCCAAAGACGUUUUCCAGUUCUUCAUGCACUUGAAAGGACCAUAGUUAUUAUGAAAGGACCAAAGAUGAUCUAAAAGAAUUUGCAUGACCAUGUAGCUUGCACUCGUGAAAAAAAUCAAUUGUGAUGGGAUCAACAAAAAGGUAUUUAUAAAUCAAUUAUUAAGAAGAUUUAUUAAUUCGGGGCGAAGGGUCAUGAAGACUUGAUUGUGGUUGAUGGUCUAGUGCUUCGACAAAUAGUUCGAUUAUACAAGGAUGGAAAACUAUGCAAAAAGAUAAGACUUUUCAUAGUCAUAUGAAUUAGUUAUCAGGAGCUGUAUAUUCAGUUGCGUUAAUCAUUUAAUUAUAUUUCGCCCCUUGGGUGUAACAACUUCAGUGCAUGUCACGGAAUGGCCUAUAUUUAACAUUUAACGUCCAUUUUCUUCGUUCGACGCCGGUUCGUGACCCCGUGCAAUCUCUCUCCAACUACCUUUGUUUUCGGGGGUUUAGCAAGAACCUACUUUAGUUGUUUUUCUACCUCAGUAAACUAUGAUUUGGAAUUCUCCCUGGUUUCAAAAGGUAGUUUUGUACAUCACAAAAGGAUUUAACACUAUCUGUAUAUCGUGACUGAGGUCUUGCAGUCACAGGUAUUGUAUUGAAGGGGCAGCAUCUUGAGUAUGACUUACGAAGAUAAUAAUUGUAAUAAUAAUAAUAAUGCAGCUGCAUUUAGCCACAUUAAUGGAGACCUAAUAGUAAUUGUCUAGUUUUGUUUCGAUAACUGAACCAACGUAGAAAAUAUCGAAGGAGUGGUACCAUGGGUUAGGUAAGGGUUGCUGCAAUAACUAUACCAGUGCAGACAUUAUGGAAGCAGUCUUAUCAGGGGUCAGGCAUAGUCGUGGUUUUGAUUUCAAAAUGGAAAAGUCCGGCAGACUAUUUCAUACCGCGCACUCUUGCCUUGAAAAAAUUUCCAGCAACUAGUAAGUAAUCAUCCCUUGCUCUCCAGUGAUCAAUUCGAGUAACAUCAUCUAAUGCGUAACGUUGGUGUUUGAUGUGCAUUUCUUGUACGAGGUAAGGUUCUUAGUCAUGGUUUUAGCACCGUUUGGACCUAAAAAGACAAAGCAGCAAAAUUGCCGUGAUAGUGCUCGUUUUUAAGUUGAGUUCAAUUCAGGUUUUAAGUGCUUUUUAACUAGCAAUCCUAAUAGAUUUUCUUUCAAAAAUUCUAUCAGUUCAGUAAUGGAUGUCAAUACUGUGCUUGGUGUCGGAGAGGAGUCAAAGCCAAGUCAGUUCUUUACGCUUCAACUCGGAAAAGGAAAGAAAAGGUGUUUGGGGGCUAUUUUUAAAUUUUAAGAUAUUAUAGGAAUGUUCGUCAAAAUAUAAUCUUUAUCCUGAUUUAUUGCGACACUAAAUUGUGUCUGAGUGAUCACCAAGUUUCUAUUUAGAAUGCUACAUGUAUGAACCUGAUGGCCAUGCAUAAAGUACUGUAGUUCUCUAACAGAUUAAUGAAAACUAUUUCAAUAAAAAUCGGUAAUUGCUCUUUUUUACAUCAUUUCCAACCAAAUACAUAACUUAACUUGACCCUUGCUUAGUGAAAUUUAAGCGAAAGGGAAUUGUUCUUAAAGUGAAUCUUAUGUACUAUGCCUGCCAAAAAAGCUACGUCAAUCUACAAUAUCCAAGCUUAAAGCUAAUAAAACAACUCCGACCUAAAAUGCCUAGAAUACCGGUACUUCAUAUUAUAUAUUGCCCAAGCAAACUAACAGAUGUUUUCCUAUUGACGUAAACGUCCGAGAUCGGUUACUUUUAUCUCUAGACAAAGAGCAACAAUAGCAAAGUUAUAUUGAACCGUGUGUCAGUUCAACGCAGUCAUUAAAAUCUACCCCGAUAUUAAACAACAAGAGUAUGCAAAUCACAUGGAUUCUGUCCAGAGACAGUGUCAACAUGAUAUUUUACUUAGUACCGCCGGGACGAAGAUAGUAGAUGUUUACGGUGCAUAACGCCCUUAGCAAUGUAAGCAAGCACACAAUCGAGGAACCAAGGUUCUCGGUUAGCAACUUUUUCAGCAAAUGCAACAGAGAAGAUAUUUGUCUUGGAUUCCAAAGAACCUGGAACUAAGGCAAGUCAUAGUCAUGUGAUAGCUUCGGAUUUUCUAGUGACACCUAUUUGCUUAAUUUCUUUCUUAGUUUGCAGAAUGAUUCUUAGAACUUUUGUGCCUUAUGUUUCAAAACGGUUGCUUAAUGCUUAAUGGUUAAUUUGCAGAACGUUUCAGUUUUUGUACACUGAUUUUGAGCUUGCUUGUUUUACUACUCCGCGCGAAUUCAGUGCAGUCUUCUUUGACCGUCUACCGUUUAGCGAGUAAUUUAAAGCAUGUGCUUAAAACACUUGUUAUUUUUCAUGUGAAUUUUGCAAGAUUACAUUUUGUCAAUAGCAUUGUAGAAGAUGUAACGAGGUUCCCAGUUGAAUAAUAUCUCUAUAAUCAGACCCGUUGCCGACACAAUUGCGUAUAAGUCAGUCCCUCUUCUAUGCUCAAACCGCAGAGAUUUCUACGUCAAUGUGUCGAACGCAAAGUAAUGGUAAAAUAUUUUCUUCACAAAAGGGGCCUAAAACCGAAUUGCUUCAAAACAAACACAAAUCCUGGAUGUCGAGUUCAAUAAAAUCAAAGUGUCAGGAAUGCAGCAUGUUCCGCCGGUCUCAGCUGAGCCAAUAUCGUUAAGGUCUCAAAUCAACAUAACAGGGCAAAUUCUGAAGUUCACACCACAUAAGAAUCCAAAAUCGACAUCCAUACCCUCGAAGCUGCUUUAUACAUUUUGUUUCGUUCUUGCUGGAAAAAUUUGGUAUUCAGUAAUGCGUUUUAUUGAUCAAUUCAUUCAUUUUCUUAAAUUUCCCUUGUGAAUUUAUUACAAAGAGAUAAUGAAUAGUUAAGGAUUAAUCACCCUGGAUUAAGGAAUGACCCUGGGGCGUUUUAUUUGGCUGAGAAUAAAUUAAUUUCGCGUAAAGAAGCCGGAGUGAACAUUGCACAGGAAAAUUACUCUUGCGAUAUUUAAGUGAACAAAUAAAUCAAAGUUCAGUUAGAAGUUCGGGACUCUCCUUGAAAACCACAAUUUGGUGUCUAAGUUAUGAGAUCAAAAGAACGGUUCACCAAUGAGAAAUUGUCUCGAUGCGUGAAUAUACUCUCUCAGCUCUAGUAGAGGAAAUAUGUGGAAGUCGAUAAGGAGAAUUUGUACAUUGAAAUCUGUGAGGAAUGCUGUGGUUUUCACUUAGAAUAUAGCCAGGACAAGGUGCUAGUUAUGAUUCACCGGGAACGAUGAAAACAAAACACAUAGUUGUUUUAGCCUAAUGACAAAUGUCGUAUCGACUUACUGGUUCCCGGCGAGAGUGUGUUAUUGAUGUGAUAUUGCCCGCCUGGAAUUCACUGACGCUUUCAUCUACAAAGAAAAGAAAACCACUCAAGAAAAUAAUAGAAGAAAUUCGCUGACAAGAAUGUGGAUUCAUUUGAAAAGGAAAGAGACUAAAUGAAUGUUUAAAAGUAAAGUGAUCGGUUGUACAAUCACGUUUUUGAAGCUAUCAUUUUUUUUUAGUAGUUUUAAACCUUCAGUAUGGGGAAAUUUUUGCAUAAAGCUAAUGGGCAUGAAAUUGUGAGUCAAGAAGGCAAUAUAUUUAUUUUCUCAGGAAGGUUUUCUUGCCAGUAAUGGUGCAAAAGGGGUAAAGGGCAGAGGGCACAUAGAUUUUUUUUCUUGUUGUUGUUGUUGUUUUUUUUCUUUCAACGUAAAUCCGUUUUAAACCGGACGCGGGGUGGGGGCGUCUGCUGGUUACGUAGUGUACAGGAUAUUGUUCGGAUAUCAAAGUGGUUUUCAGUUUUCACGUAAAAAGAAACUAGACCCCACGGCGAUACUUUCCUUGUUCAGUGAGGCAAGAAUGCCUGAACAGAGAACUCAAAUGCUGGUAAGAAAUACGCUGAAAAGUUUUUCUUCGAAAUGCCCAAACGGAAAAUUAUUCAUUCCUUUGAAAAGAGUUUUGUAGUGUAAUUUGGAUUGUGUUUUUCAUUUCACGUCAAUCCUUGUCACUUCCUAAGGAUGACUUAAAAAUGACUCGCAAGAAAACAUUUUCUCUCUAGGACAACGAAGGUUUCGCUGAAAUUGACACAAUCCCUGCAGGUUUAUUAUACAAGGAAAUCUCUAAAAAUCAACAUUAAUAACCAGCCUUCUUGAUUUUAUCCGUUUUUAUUUUCAAAUGAUACCUUUCCGGAACAUGCUUAAAAGCAUACACGCCCACGGAAAGAAGUGGAGAUCAAAGAGCAAAAAAAAAAAAAAGAAAGAAAGUGUCACUAUUGAGACAAGGGGCAAACAAAUAAACGCUGUAAACUUAUGCAAAAUUGUAACAAAAAACAGCAGUGUUUUUAUGGUCGUGUGUAGGCAGUGCCCAAACGACAUUUGAUGCAAUAACAAAUUAGAUAUAACGACUGUAUUCAUGCUGUAAACACACUUUGUAGUUAAAAUAACUUAAGCACGUGAGCUGUGCGAGACGGCGACGCCAAGGACGACCAUAGCAAAUCAUAAACUCAGACUACACCAUGGAAUUCCGUAGCUAGAUGGAUCUGUUCAGUACGUGUAUCGGUCUUAAAACUUGCGCAAGCUCAAGUAAUAAAGGCGUCCAAUUUUCUAAACGGAAAUACGAAAAAUUAUUCGAAGUAGUUAAUGGUCAUUUCACUUCUUUGAUUCGCGGAGGAUGGCCAAGAAAUGUUCCAAAGUUUAUAACGCACGUGCAUAGCUCUUGUUCUGCUCAAAUGACCUUUUGUUUGGUGACUGGUGUAAGGUUCAGAAUACAGUCUUGGUUUUCUCAAAGCUCCCUAUACAUCAUUUACUGCAAGCUUCGCUUUCAAUAAGUGGAAACUUUUGUUACUUUUUUCUUAAUCUGUCAGUUUUUCAAUCUUGUAUAUAAAGUUGGAACUUCUUAAGAGUACGUUCAAAAAGAACGACUAGUUUACCAUUCAGUAUUUAUUGCAUUCACUGGGCUUCCCUCAGCUGCAUUAUAUUUAUAACGAGGUCUCUUUUUAUGUUCCUUGAUGAAAAGAAACAAGGAAAUUAUCGAAACACUACAAAAUCUGCAGCUAAUCUUCUUGAGCUAUCAACGAUUUAGCAGCUUAGCUACGAAAAGGCGUCUUCUAAUGGCAUUAAUCCUUGAAAACCCGAAAAAUAAGAAUUCUAAAAGUGCAUUAGGAACGAUUUAGCAGCUUAGGUACGACAAGUCCGUUCUAACGGUACUUACUCCUUGAAAAUCCGCAAAAUGAGAAUUCUAAAAAUGCAUUAGGUUAUCAGUUGAUGUCUUUAUUCUAAAUCAUAUUGAAUAUUAUAAUUUCAAAGCUUGCACAAAACCAUGUUAUCGACGCGAAAUUAAAAAUGUUAUCCGGUAAGGACCGACAAAGCAGUCCGCUCAUUGAUUCAUAUCCUUUUGCCAUCCCUAACAUAAAUUAUAAGGACUCAUUCGCUUUGCUGUGGUUUUCUUUAUUAUCCUUGGAGUAAUUUAACUUCGUUUGCAGCGCCGCCGUGGUCGCUAAGUAUGAUUUGACAAAAUGAGAAGGAGAAAUCAUAUCAACCUAACAGGAAAUCCUUUCACGGCCAUUAAACUACGCAAAUCUCUUGAAUGGGAUUCUUUUGUAUAAAGCUAAGCCGCAGGCUGAUGAGUUGGCUAAUGUAACUGUCAGUCGGAAGAAACAAUGAGAACACUUAUACAUUUAUUCUGAUACAUGAAUCAAAAGAUACUUAUCAGCUGAAAGAGUCACAUCAGGGUCGCACUCAGAGUCACGUCCAAUAUCUUGUUAGUGUUAUGAAAAAAUAACUCUUCGCCGACGGCGAAGAUUCGGGGCCGCAGUUACGAAGAUAAGCAAGACUGGUAAACUAUUCCACAAGGCAACCAGAGAGUGAGAAUCAAGGAUCAAUAAUAUUUGGGUUGCUCCAAAGCUUACCAUCCUCACAAGGUACACAGGGCGGCGUCUUGACCAAAGUUACGGUGUUUUUGGGAGUCUAAUAACCGUGAAUCAAUCAGUCAUUUGACAAGAAAACUCAACAAGACAAAGAAAAAGCAAACUGAACUUGGGCAUUAGUUGAUUACACAAACAGCAACAGCACGCUGACUUCCGAGAAAAAUCCCUUAGCAAGGAAAGUGUCAGGCCAUUAAUAACAGCCAAGCAACCUCCUCUUCCUUUCGUAAAAAUUGGGCCGGUGAAAUAUGAAUAACACAACUGAGCACAAUUUUACCAUAGACUUGGAGAAACAACUUUUUCUGGCCUAUUACGUCAUUUUGAUCGUUUUUACAGUAGCGGGAAACACACUGGUUUGUGUAGCCAUCUAUGUCGACGUGCGCCUGCGCAGUCCCACCAACUGGUUCAUUGCGUCACUGGCGGUCAGCGACUUGUUUUACGGGCUCGCUGGCCUACCAUUCCGAAUUGCGUCGAAUGUGACGCCGAUGACGAGCGUUGCGGUGUGUUCAGCCUGGAUCUGGAUGGACAUGGUGUGCGCUGCCGCCUCUAUGGCAAAUCUAGCGGUGAUAUCCGUGGACAGAUACAUGAAAAUAACCAAGCCGUUCUGUUACCAUAGAAACAUGACCAAGAAACGUUCUCUGCUGGCUAUAUGUGGAGUGUGGGUGUACGCAGUCACUUUGGCUACAUUCGCGAUCAUUAAGUGGCCCGGGGCAAAAGGAGUGGUCAUCGACCAUGACCACGGCCUUUGCCGCAACGACAACAAAGUGUUCUACACGGUAGCUAACAUAGUGGCUUUCCUGUCGCCGCUUGUUGUGGUCAUCGCUAGUUACUCCCUGAUCUUCCGCACCGCAUUAAUACAGUUCAACAAAAUGAAACACUUGAUUGUCAGCACUAGCACUAAAGAAGACAGGCGGAAGCAGAAGAGCGUAGUACGGGACUUCAAAGCCACCAAGACGUUAGCUGUGGUGCUCGGUACGUUCACCGUCUGCUGGGCGCCGUUUUUCAUUAUGUUCACAAUUUCUCAAUACGAUCCGUCUUACCUGAUGCACCUUCCGAAAGACGUUGCCAUGGCGUUCAUUUACCUGUUUUUCUUGAUUUUACCAAACCUUAACAGUGCUUGCAAUCCCGUGAUUUACGCGUACUUUAACGCCGAAUUUCGGCGCUCGUUUAGAAAGAUCAUGUGGUCUUCUUGUGAUGGACAAAACCAGGACAGCCUUAAAAAAAGAAGACGAAGUUCAGUAACGAGCUUUUUUCAAAUGACUUUCGCUCGACGCAACAGCCCUCAAGCGGUCGGAAACGACGACAAGAAUCACAACUCUCCCGACGAUGAGAAGGCUUUCCUCAAUGGGGACACCACAAUUACGCAAGUGUGAAGUGGCACCACGGACGGUCACGCAGUAAUUGCUUGAAGUGUAACGCACCAACGCGAACGGUCACGCAUGUACCAACAAUUUUUCAGUCAAGGGUAACGCAAUACAAGGAACAGUUAUACAGGAAUUACUAGACGUGUAACGCAACACCUCAAACGGUUACACAAUCAGCAUUUUCCAUUCGACAAAAAAUUCUGGUUUGACUUAACGGAAAUUUCCAGUGACAAAUGACACAAGAUUUUCCAGAAUUUCCGGAAAAGAGGACAACCUCGCGAGGUAUACCAAAAUUUUUGGUAAUUUCUUACCGGGAAUUUCUGUUCCUAGAAACUUAACCAGAAAAUUUCCGUACAAUUU